AAUUAUCCGGGACUAACUCAUGAUUGCUUGACCAUAAAUCCCAUAGCAAAAACUUGCAUUCAAAAAAUAUGUAUGGCCCGAAAUAAGGUUGGGCCUGAGGAGGCCCAAAAUCCGAUGCAGAGAUGUUGCGGUGAAACAGACAGAGAGUGAUAAUUUCUGUAAAGUGGAUAUGAGUAAGAGAUUCGGUGCGGGCCCGCUGCUCUCUAACCAAUCAUAUCUCAUCCUUUACACGACACCACUGUUCACCAACUCAUGCGUCGCACCUGAUCCCUCCCCACCACGCUCUAAAAACCUAGAACAACAACACUGCUUAUUUAUUUACUGUAUUUAUUUCUCUCCAUUUCUGUCUCUCAUACGGAUUGAAUUUGAUUGCUGAUGAAGAAGCUUUACAAGAAGAGCACGGUGCAUCCGACGCCGUCUGUUGUUUCAGAGCACCUCCUCUCGUUUUUGCCGGCGGCGAUAUUGGCUCUGACCGCCGCUCUAUCUCCGGCCGAGAGGGAAGUCCUCGCCUACCUCAUUUCCCGACGCAAGUCCACGCCGGCGCCGGGCGAUGACCACGCGGCGUGCUUCAACUGCAACUGCUUCCGCUGCUACAUGAGCUAUUGGGCCAAGUGGGAUUCGUCGCCCAACCGCCAGCUCAUACACGAGGCCAUCGACGCCUUCGAAGAGAAGGAGAGCCGGAAAGACAAGACCAAAAAGGAGAGGAGGAAGGGCAAAAGCGUCAAACUCCCUAUCUUGAAUGAGCCCACGCAUUCCGAACCGACUUUGACCGAUGUUGAUUUCUGUUUCGUUGACUCACACACGGCGGUGGAGAGCGGCGGCGGUGGAGGCGAGCAGGAGGAAGAGGAGGAGGAGAUUGUCAUCACGGAGGAGGAAUUCGACAAGGGUUCAGUGAGGAGAUAAUUAGGAUUCGACAGCUCAAUUUGAGGAAAAGGGUAGCUUGUUUUGUGGCAGUGGCAGGGUUGCAAAAUAUGGAAAUGUCCUUUACUUUUCCACAUUAAGUGUGGUCUGCCAAAGUUCGUUGCGAAAACAGAGGCCAAAGAUUAGGCGGAUAAUCUCGUUUCAUUUCAUAGAUAUGUAUAAUCAUUAAAUAUGAUCUUGAUUUUGUUUUC
Messenger RNA from Salvia hispanica, 1112 nucleotides. RefSeq lists its product as uncharacterized. The record is from RefSeq and is a predicted model, not a curated record. Lineage: Eukaryota; Viridiplantae; Streptophyta; Magnoliopsida; Lamiales; Lamiaceae.